GCAAGGGGAAUGUUUGCCUUUUUGUGGCCAGAUGCUCGAGAGCUCCUCUCACUGGGCAGAAGCUGUUCCCGGUUGGUCCCCGGAAACACUGUGCUACAGAUGCCUGCUGGUUGCCAUGGUAAAUGAUGCUGAUCUGAAGAAGUGAAUAAUGUGAGCGCUGGGGCGACAGUGGGAUUACUCAGUGGUGAGAGAGACAACCAGGAGAGCCCAGAGCUGAGGAGGGAGAAGGCACCAUUCUGUCAGCUGUGGCCCACUCCACCUUGGAGGGCAGAGCUUGAGCCAGACACCCAAGCCUCAGAAUCGGGAUGAACAUCGAGGUUGGGAAUGUUUCUUAUACGGGAGCCAUCAUCUCCUGGUCGUCCUCGAAGCCCUGCCUGGAGGACUAUUACCAUAUAAUGUAUAGGCCCAACUGGAACAGCAUCUUCUCUGGCUAUCUUCACUACAGCUUCCACCACGAGGAGAAGGUGCCUCGAACCAUCAGCUCCGUGGUGCUGGAACACCUCGCCCCUUCCACCCUCUACUUCCUGUGCAUCAGCUGUAAGAAGGCGGCCUUCCCCUACAGGCCCAACUGCAUCAUGUUCCACACCCUGGAUAAGAGUCCACUGGCAGCAGGGGGGUCCCUGGUGGACCCCCAGAUCUCCCUUUGGGUGCUGAUGGCCAUCCUGCUGGCCUGCUUCACGGCUGUCUUGGCCUUCAUCUGCCUUCAGUUCUGGUGCAUCCGCUGCCAUGAGCCUCGGUGGUCUUACAGAGCUGGCCACAUGGAGGAGGCCAAUGGGUUGGUGAGAUGGCCCGAGGAGGCCCCGGCUCUGGGGCAGAGGGAGGAAGACCCGCAGGGGCUCCCACUGGUGGAACUGCCACGUAAGAACUCCAGAGCUGGGGCCGAACCCGAUGCUGAAGCCGACCAGGACAUUCCUGAUGCGAGGGCCUUGCAGAGGGAGGGUGGUGACCGACCCGCCGUACUGCCCCAUUGUGGGGAGUGAGGCGGGGGAGGAGAUGGCUCACAUCCUGUAGCCUAAAGCUUUCUGCACAGUAGGUCUUUUGUGAAAGUGUGUCUGUAGACUACCCAUUUCUUUCCCCUCAAAUGUCAGUGCUAUUGGGCGUCACCUGGGUUGGAUGAAUGCCCGAUGACAAAACGGCAAAACUGGGAAAUGUACACCCCAGG
This is a messenger RNA of Carlito syrichta (Philippine tarsier), 1162 nucleotides long. RefSeq names its product fibronectin type III domain containing 9 (gene FNDC9). The coding region runs from base 306 to 980 and encodes 224 amino acids. The record is from RefSeq and is a predicted model, not a curated record. NCBI's taxonomy places the organism in Eukaryota, Metazoa, Chordata, Mammalia, Primates, Tarsiidae. The transcript has 2 exons. Gene Ontology annotation, molecular function: protein binding.